Molecule: messenger RNA, 1203 nt
Organism: Mycotypha africana
Lineage: Eukaryota; Fungi; Mucoromycota; Mucoromycetes; Mucorales; Mycotyphaceae
Product: small nuclear RNA activating complex, subunit SNAP43-domain-containing protein
Exons: 6
Coding region: 44-964 (306 amino acids)
Biological process (GO): snRNA transcription by RNA polymerase III; snRNA transcription by RNA polymerase II
Cellular component (GO): snRNA-activating protein complex
Molecular function (GO): sequence-specific DNA binding
Source: RefSeq, a predicted model, not a curated record
UUUCAGGCUUCCACCCACACAAUUCGUAUCUGUUAAUUUAAAAAUGAAUCGAAAAGGCCCCAAACCCAAAAACCGCGUAUUUCCAUCAACUUCCAACACGGUGGCUAAUUUAGUCCGCGUCGCCAAGAAUGUGGGGAUCGAUCGUCAAGCCAUUGAAGACGAUGUCGAGUACCUGCUAUACCACUUUAUUAGUAAACCGAACCAAAGCUUUAGCGAUUUUGACGAUCUAUGGAAUGAACUUCAUUUCAACUAUGUCCAUUUUGCUUGUUUGAAAAGAGAAUUUCGAGAAAGUUAUUUGAAUGCUUUUUUCACUAGCUUUUUGGAUCACUUUUCCAGUCCAUUGCCGUCAGUAAAAUGUGCAGUGCUAUUCUCAUUGUAUUUUCUGUAUAUUUCACAGCCUUCUGUAUGGGGCAAGAUGAAAAUUCGUGUCACAAAAGACAUAUACAAUGCCUUAUUUCAAUUCUACUAUGAAUCUAUUCUCAAAGAAAAGCAUCCGGAAGCCGCAUUAAUAUUUGAAAAAUUGCGAGAUAUGGAGGCCUUUUGCUAUGUCGCCGAGCAAGAACCAGAAACGCAUCAUUUGAAAGUAACAGUUGAAUUUGAAAAAUCGAUGAAUCUUAAGCACCAACUACGAGACUUUAAACGAAAAUUGAUCGAAAAUGACCCAUUGCAUUAUUGCUUUGAUGACAGCAGCAGACUUAAAAAUGAAUUUCUGACUUUGGCCAACCAGUAUCAAAAAUUGAAAGAAGAGUUAUUUUGCACGCCUCAAGCAACGAUUGCCACACAACAUUUGGUUAAACAAAGACUCAAUGUGAACGAAAAACGGCCGAAACUGCUAAGAAAAGUUCUUUUAAACAGUGACAUCGCGCAGAAUGAAACUGAAAUACUGAAACGUAUAACAAGAACAGGGCAGCAAAUGUUGAAUACGAAAAGAAGAAGACUACAAGAGAAGAAAUCGUCGUUCUAACAUGAUCUAUAUAGCUGAGAAUAGUGAAAACAGCUAGAGUGUGAUCAGUUGAUCUUUCAGAAAAGUGUAAAGAUAAACCUGUUAAAAAUGACGUCAAUUUGGUUUUUGAUUGGUUUUCAUUAUUGUUUUUACACAGUUAGAAAGAGUUACUCUUUAUGUGUGUGUGUGUGGGUUUUGAAAUUAGCAUAAAAUUUGUUUGUGAGUACAGUUUGGAAAACUCAUUAAAGCCGCUUCUUUUG